UACUAUAAAGCUGAGGUCUGCUAAUGCGUCAACCCUAUCAACAGUUCUGUUAUUCGAGUUACAUGAAAAAGCAUCUAAAAUAUUUUACUUCUCUUUCAUAUACCCAAUCAACUUACGACAUUUUCUAACGUCAAACAAUUAAAAAAUUUAAAAAGAAUUUUUAAAUUGCUUUAAAUUAUUUCGUGAAAGUUUAAAAUGUCUAACCAAGUGUAUUCUGGCUGCUCCACAUACCUAAAAAGUGUUCUUCAAAACGGCAUAGGAAGAUAUAUUUGCCAACUUCAGCGAGUAACAUUCAGAUUUUCUAAAAGCCACGGUGGUAGUAGAGGAUUGCGUGAGUUUUUAGAGAAAGACUUGAUGGAUCUUGUAAGAAAUAAUCCUGGCGUUGUUGUGUAUUUAAAACCUCGCCGCAUUGGUCCUCCCAGUAUAACAGCUGAAUAUCUUAAUGGCCAUUCACACUAUCAUUCUUUUCCUAGAAAGCCUAGAGAAGAAAUUGUUAAAUGGGUUGAAUAUAUGUUUACCCAAUCUGGUUUUCCUACAUCACGUUUUAUAAACAAUCAUCACACAGACACUCCCAGUAUUCAAGGUGUCUGGACGCCAUUUACUCACAAACCUACUUGGUUAAACAUGACACAAUUUCCAAACGAAGAUUUGUCCAAAGCCAAGACAUUUUUUCCUAAUGCUACAGAACAGCUUUUGGACAUAGCAUCAAACUGCAACUCCGAGACUGUGGAAACUGAACAUAUCAAAUCAACUGAGUAAACGAAACAAUAGUUUUUAAUUUUAUUUUGAUUGUUUAUCUGUUGUUUUGGUCAAGAUUUAUAAUAGAAAUAAAAUGCUAGUUUUUAUCAGAACAGAUAUAGUGAUUGUGAUAAUAAACGGUAUAACAUUUAAAAUAAAUUGUUCAAAAUUA
This is a messenger RNA of Parasteatoda tepidariorum (common house spider), 910 nucleotides long. RefSeq names its product mitochondrial ribosomal protein L43 (gene mRpL43). Gene Ontology annotation, molecular function: structural constituent of ribosome. Gene Ontology annotation, cellular component: mitochondrial large ribosomal subunit. NCBI's taxonomy places the organism in Eukaryota, Metazoa, Arthropoda, Arachnida, Araneae, Theridiidae. Gene Ontology annotation, biological process: mitochondrial translation. The record is from RefSeq and is a predicted model, not a curated record.